CAGGGCCUCUGCUGCUCAGCCUGCCCUGGGGAGGAGUGGCAGGGUGCAGCCCUGUGUCCGUCUCCCCACUGCCCCCGGAAGUGGCUGCUUUGCGGGAUGCCUGAGAUGCCGGGAUUAAUUCCCCAGCCAUGGUGUGUGGUUCGGGCGAGCAUUCCAGUGGCUCGCCGUCCCCCAGCUGGGGGGACGCAUGGGCACCGGCCUGGCCCAGCAUCGCCACCUUUUAUGGUGAAGCCGAGCGUGGAAUCCAGGCCCGGGGUGACUUCAUCCAACCUGGGCUGAGCCCUCGCCCUGGAGGGCCAGGCCCUGUGCAUGCAUGCCCCAGGGGCUGCGUGGGCCGGCUCUGCUGAGGAGCAUCCUCUGCCAGUGUUGACUUCCUCCCGGGCUGACCCUAACCCUUGACCUGCUGUGCUGAGUCCCACCCAGAGGCAGCCAUAUUUCUGAAACCCCCAGCCCAGCCGCCAGCAUGCCCAGCUUCUCAAAGGACACCAGCUCUCUCAGCCCGUAAGGGGGAACCAACUGCAGGAGCAGUUCCCGGCCACCCGCCCCCAGGGAAGCCACGUGAGAUCCAGCCAACUUGUUUCACAAGUGAGUACAACUUCUACUCACUCCUGAGCCAUGCAGGACUCGACCUGGUGACAUCUGGGCAAAACAGCCCGAGCCGGCUGCUCCUCCAUGUGAACAGAACUGGGCCUAACGAGGGGGGGCAUCUUCUUAAAGCCCCCCUCCCCCGGCCAAGCCACUCCCCCCAGGUGCAGAGUGCAGGCUGUGGCCUGCCUGAGCUGUUUUUCCAGUGGAUUAAGAGCUGAGCCGAUAUGGAAAAGUCUCGGAGCCACCGGCCUUGAUUUAUCAUCCCAAGAAAGAAAAAUCCCCAGCCUUGCCCUGGCUGCUGUUUAUUAUUUUUCCAAUGCUCCUAAGGAAAACCUCCAGGCUUUGCCACAGGUGGGAGGCUGUGGACACACAGUUCAGGCCAGCUGAGCCUGCGGGGGCGCUGGGUGAUUUAUCGUCUCCUUCACCCCAUCUCUGCUGGGCGACCUCUCCCAGCCCAUGUCUCCGGCAUGGGCCGCUCAGCUGUGUAACCCCACAGGUCGCAUCACUGGCCAGCAGCGGGCCCUGAUUAACACUUAGAGGCACCUGCCCUGGUUGAUGAAGGUGGAGUGGUGGGUUCUGGCUGCCAAAGGGGCAAAAGCCCCUUGAAUCAGGGCCUGUUAAGGGACUGCAGCCCUAGCCCCAAAGCCAGGUCACACCUGAGCUGGGAAAGGCCCCAUUCCCUGCCCCUUAGAGCCAGCCACUCUCCCUGCCCAGCGGCUGGCUGGAGCCGCUGCCCUGAUCUCCUUUCUAACCCACCCCGGGGCUGGAUCAGAACCAGUGCUGGUGCCUGGACUGCCCCUCUAGUUUCGUUCCCAGUCCACCCCCUUGCUCUGGGCGAAAGCAGAGUCUGUUCCACCAGGGGCUAGGAGGAGUCAGCUGGGCCGUGCCACCCUGAAAGCAGAGCCAUGAUAAGGAGCAUGAGCUUGGGCCCAGCCAUCACGCUGCACCCGGGGCGCUGGCAGUUAACAGAACCCUGCCUGGCUCCUGCCCUGCGGGUGGAGGGACGCUGAGCCCAUGCGGCAGGGAGCACAGCUCUGAAAGCCGGGGCCCUGUGGGGGUGGGAGGAGCAGGUGCCUUGCCAGGAAGGCAGAGAAGCAAAGGGCAGGCAGGGCUGCAGCCCUAGAGCUAAGGUGAUUGCCCAGCUGGUGCUGCGGGAAGGGAGCGACCAGCCCGCCCCAGUGGGGUUGGGCCUAUGGGGAAGCCAGCUGCCUCCUUGAUCCCCAGCCAGCAAUGGGAGAAUGGGGGGCACAGUGACUCCUGCCCCAUGUACCAUGGAAUGGGGCCCUCCACCAUAAUGUCUGUGACAGGUCCUGGGUGGGUGGUUAGCGUGGUGGGGGGGCAGGGACUCCUGGGUUCUAUCACCAGCUCUGGGAGGGGCGUGAAGUUGAGUGGUUACAGCAGCUAGGGGGCAGGGCUGGAAGUCAGGGUCCCAAUCCUGACUCUGCCAUGAGGUGCUGUGCAGCUAAGUCCCUUCCCCCUGUGGUGCCUCAGUUUCCCCACUCUGUCCAAUGAUGCUCCUGGCCAGGAGGCUGCCCCAGCCUGGACCCCUGUGCGCCCCUCCAGCUGAGCAUCGUGGAGUGACAUUGAACAUGCUCAUGUGGCCAACGCCCUCCCUGCUGCAGCCAGUUCCUGGCCCUGCUACGCCGCCGCCUAAAGGAAAACCCAGCCAUGAUUUAUCCCCAGGGAGUCGGGCUGCCCUUGGCGCAGCCCCCGGCAUUCCUCGCAUUGCUCUCGCCUUUCCCCACAUGCUGCUCUCGUUAGCCCGGCCGGCUGGGGGGGGCGCUGCGCUGGCGGGCGUCUGGCCCCUCAGAUCUCCCUGCUAAAAAUAACCCCCUGGGACGGGCCAGGAGAUAACACCUGAGCCGCCUCCGUUCCCAGAGCCCAGCGGUGGGCAGAGGCAGCUGGUGUGUCUGGCUGCCAGAAGCCCCCCCCCAGCCCCUUUGCCUCUGCAGCUAGUUCCCAGCCCCCCCCCCAUGCUGGCAGCAGGGCUGGCUCAGGCAGGCCUCAAAGGCUGAGACCUGGCUCCUCGAAGAUAUUUAGGUGCCUAGCUCCCAGAAUCAGGUGCCUAAAUACCUUUGAGGUUCUGGCCCCACAUGGCCACUGAGUGCCCGGGUUGGGGGGUGUUACUGAACAGCUCGGGGGCUGGGGCUGGCCUUGCUCUGGAAAGGUCCCCCUCCCCUUGCCCACAGAGUAUUUACUUCUUGGUACAAGCACCCACAUGGGAGUUAAAUAUCUUUGGCUCCCAGGUGGGAAGAGCUGAAUUCUGCUUGUGGUGCUGUACAAGGUGAGGCCUGCGGAUGUGCCUGUAUCUAGUAGCAGUGAGUUCCACAGGCUUUUGGGCCAGCCACUGGGAACGUUGUGUCUCCCUGGAGGGGAAGUCUAGUCAAAGUAUCACAGAAUCAUGGAAUAUCAGGGUUGGAAGGGACCUCAGGAGGUCAUCUAGUCCAACCCCCUGCUCAAAGCAGGACCAAUCCCCAACUAAAUCAUCCCAGCCAGGGCUUUGUCAAGCCUGACCUUAAAUCUGACCUUAAAACCUUAAAGUACAAUCCCCACAUUACAUAACAGAGCCUCACCCACCAGGGCUUCCUUCCCCGCCUCAACUAGCCUGUGUCUAGUAUUUCAGGGGUUCAAAAUGCUUUAUUGUUAAUGGCAUCCCUAGACGCUGGUGGGUGACAGCAUCACCAUUUGACAGAGGGGCAAGCACGGGCCACCUUUCCCUACGCAGUCGGGGGAAGGCCGGGCUCUGAAAACCAGAGCCCUGCGAAAGAUUGAGGAGGAAAGUCCCAGACUAGGAAACACUAGACCUCCACUUCCCUUUGGUGCUCGGAAGAGAACCCAGGCGUCCUGACUCCCACUCCUCCAACAACUAGCCCUCACUCCCUCCUAGAGCGAGGAAGAGAACCCAGGUGUCUGGACCACCCCCUUGGAAGGCUAGCCCAUUCCCCUCCCUCUGGGGUGUUUCCACUCCUGCCAUCUCCCCUCCAGCCUGGCCGGGCCUGGCUUCACCGCCCUGCUCGCCACUGGCACGGCCAGCGGAGGAAGGAGUGGAAGGAAUGCGCUCGCCCGGCCGCAGGCCCAGACGGCGCCGAGCCCUCUCCUGUCAGCGCCGGCCCUGAUUUAUCCCCGGGGCCUGUGACGCUGCGUGCAAUCCCCCUGCCUCGGCCCGGCGCAGGGAGACGUUCCAUACACGGCAGGACUAAGCCGGGAACCAGACGGCUGCUCUUCCCCUCCGCCCCCAAAUUCUUCUUCCUCCUUUGCUGACCUUUCCCUCGGCAUUCCCGGAACGCCAGCACAAGUGGAAGCAGCUGAGCGCCAUCCCGGGGGGCUCCUACCUGCCCUACAGCAGUGGCAUGAUGGGAGAUUCCCCACGGCACUGACCUACCCCGAGCCACCAGCUCACACUGGGCUCUGUGGUAGAUCUCACGCUAAGCAGCAUCCAGCCAGAGCUGUACUUGGAGGGUAGACCAUCAAGCUGCCACCCAAGGCGCACAGAGGCCUGCGACUGCUGGUUAAGGGGGAACUUGUGGUAGAAACCUCUAGGAUUUACCUAGGGCCCAGCCCACGGCUCAGGGGUGCGGGGAAGCAGAGACCAGCUGAGCACACAUGCUCAUUAAAGGCUCCAGAACCUUCGUGCAGAGUUGGUGUCUGGCCAAAAUCCUAGCUCCUCAUUCCGCUACAGACCCAUAAUCGCCUGCAGCGUCGCUCUGCCCCAGACCUGGGCGAGUGACCCAGACAGACCUUUGGGUUUAAUGACACCUCCCUUGUUUGACUACUUGGGUCAAACAAGAAUCCUAGAAACAAAGAGCUGGAUGGGACCUCGAGAAGUCCAGCCCCCGGCACUGAGGCAGGACUGUGUAAACCUAGACCAUCCCUGACAGCUGUCCAUCCAGCCUGUUCUUGAAAUCCUCCAAUGCCGGGGAUCCUGCAGCCUCCGGAGCUUCGCGGAGUGUUAGAAAGGUAACCGAAAUCUCCCUUGAUAGGAGCAGGAACUUUAGCUCCGGAGUAGGCAUCCAAGCUGCUGUCUAACGGCUGUGGGAACCCCAAGGGGUAAUGGGGUGCGAGGGCCAAGGCUGGGGCAGAGGAUGGCAAAGGAAAUCGGGCUGAGGCAGGAAGGGUUAAAGGCUGUGGCAUCUGGGAGCCCACUUGCUGAGUCCCAUGCAGGCCGCAGUGUAGGGGAUGGGGCAGGUGACAUAAGGGGGAUUUUCUCUCUGGUUCAUCCCCAGGCUGUGCUGGUGGGAGGCAGGAAGCUGGGGAGACAGAAGCAUGGAUGAUGCAGAUGGGAAAGCCCUCUAGCCCCUGCUCCCCAAGGCUGGGCUGGCUCCCGAGUUUAUGGAAGAAGCAUCCGAGUAGAACAGGGCACGGGCUCCUCCCGAAGCGCACAGCUCUGGGGAGGUGACCUGCCCUCCACCUGGUCUAGCAGGGGCCGAGUCUGUGCCACACGCAGCGAGCUGUUGGUUCCAGGGAGCAGCCAGCACUAGGCAGGCUCUGGCCACAAGCCGCCCAGAGCAGCCUUCUUCUAGCUUGGGAGCAGAGGCCAUAUAGUGGCCUGUCCUGAAAAAUAGGCCCCUUCUGACCACCGGUUACCCCAACGCCCCACGGGCUGCCUGGAUGCGGAGAGCUAAAUCGGGCACCCCCACCUCCUAGGGCCAAAGGGGUUUGGGUGCAUAGCAGGGGCUGCUGCCCAUCUCUUCCUCGCCUCUUUAUCUAGCCCAGGGAGCUGAGGGCCUGAUCCUGCCAGCACCCUGCAGGGGAACCGCACUGACUUCUACGGGACUGGGGCAGAGGCCUUCCAGGGCCUGCCCCGAAUCAGGGAGAGACAGGGGAGAAGGCAAAGUGCUCAUGGGAGGAAUUCUGGCUGGGGGAGGGUGAAGUGAACCUGAUGCCCUGCACUGCCUCCUCUGGGCCCACAACUGGAGGGUUGUCUGUGGCAACUGCCCCCUGAGCUGCAUUGCGGGAAAGGGGGAAGUUCGAGCCAGCUGCGCAUUGCUGCCUCGCAGAGCUGGGAGAGGGAAACCUGCCUGACCUCCAGCGUGGAACCAAAUCAAGCCCAGUAAAUCCCGGCUCCAUCCCAUCCACCAGGGCCAGGAGUCCCCCCUUUCCGGCCGUCUCGCCAGACAGACACAGGCCUGGGCAGCCCGUCCGGCCAGGCGUACUUAUGCUCUACUAAUAGUCUGUUACCAGCCGGCUCAACGUGUUACCCUAGCCCACCCCUGCCGCGACCCUAUAAUUUAUGUACAAUCCCCCUUCCAUCUCCCCCCGCUCUCCCCCAAAGGUAUUUGCACAGCAGAUCUGGGUGUAAUCAAGUCCAGGAAUUUCCAUUCAAGUAUCCUGGGCUUUCUUUUUUUUUUUCCCCAAGAUUUUCGGUUAACUCUUUCAGACGGGGAGAGGAGGACGAGGAUUUAACCCCAUCCCAGCUCCCCAAACUCCACCGAUCUAACGUCGCCUUCAGUCAAACAACCCGGGGCCAGGGUGACGUGAGCGGGCGCAAUGUACCACCUUGGAGUGCAGUUCGUGGCUAGCCAGCUCGGCCGUGAGCAUCCUACCGUCCAGAGUCAAAGACUCUACCCCGACUGCAAAAGAGAGACCGGAUCGAAUGCAGGGUCAAGACACCAACGCCAGAGACUCCGCUGGGAAUGAGUCUCCUUCCAGCCCCCCUGAACCCGCCCUGCAUUUGGCCCAGCAUGGAAUGUUUCAAGGGUUACGAAGAGUUAACGCCUGCCCUGCCAACCCCCCAGGCCAUCCCAAGGAGGAUAUAAAUUAGAGAUGAGCCACCUUCCUUUCAGAAGCCAACCCGGCUUAAUUGGGGAAGGAUGGAUUCAUCCCAGCUCCUCUGCAGCAUCUCGUUCAUCCUCCUGGUCAGACCCGCUGUCUCCCAGCCACUGGAAGACAAGAGGCCCACGCUGAUGGAAGAGCAGGAGCCGGGUACCAGCAUCAGGGAUCUGCUCUGGGCACUCCUAGAGACGCACAUGCCAAAGGGACCUUCCCUGCAUGUCCCGGACAACCCUAGAAACCUGCUGCCCUACGCCUCCCCCAAGCCGGCCAAGCGCCGUCAGAAACGCUUGUGGGAGCAGCCAGAGGAGCAGGAGUGCCGGCUGCGGAGCUUGCUGCUGCGCGUCAAGGACCUGGGCCUGGGCUAUGACUCCGAGGAGACCAUCCUGUUCAAGUAUUGCAGCGGGAGCUGCCCCAAGGCCCGCACCAACCACGAUCUGACGCUCUCCGUGCUGCUCCAGAAGAGUGAGAUCCCGGCCCUGGGCGAGAAGAUCGUUGGCGACCCCUGCUGCCGGCCAACAUACUAUGAGGACGUGGCCUUCCUGGACAACAGCCACCAGUGGCAUGAGGUGGAGAAACUCUCUGCUUCUGCCUGCUCCUGCGUGGGCUGAUAUUGCUGACGGGAGGGUGCGUCAGCAGGGUGGGCGUAGCGCCGAUGUUAAAGCAGUCAGUAUUUCUUCCUCCCACACCCUUGAACCCGUAGCCUGAGAGAAGCCCAAACUCCAUGCCACAGAUCCCACAGGACGGGGGCCGGGACUUUUGCCCCUUGAAGGGCUCCCUCUAGGGGUGGGAGAAGGGAAUGCUAUCACAACAACAAUGGCGUUCACUUCACACCAUCCCCUCCUUCCAACCCCAUCCUGUUUCUUUGCAUUACUGAGAUGCUAGCUUGUUUGCUAAAGCCUGGAACUUCAAAGGCAUUUAGGCUCCUAACUUCCACUGAAAACAAUGGGAGUUAGGAGCCUAAAUACCUUGGAAGCUCUGAGCCCGAGAUCCUGCCUGGAGGAGGUGUGCAUGGCUCAUCUACACACAGGUGCAGGGGGAGAGCUGGACGAUAAGAGAUAUUUAUGGAUUCCUAAGUUAUUUAUUUAUUUGGUUUCUUCCACUAAGGGCAGGGUGGGCUAGGGAUCUCGUUCCCGCUGCCUCCCUACCUGAGCUUCUUAGAGUCCCUUUUUAAUUUAUUUGCUUCUUUCUGCUAGUAGAGAGUCGGGGAUUGUGUUUGGUUGCUCGUUUUCAGGCAUGUCUUGGGAACGGCUGAAAUGUACACAGUGGUUUCAAACUAAUAAAAGCGGUGAAACUGAUCAAAAGACGUGUGGCUAUUUUGUGGGA
Chelonia mydas (Green sea turtle) is the source of this 7683-nucleotide messenger RNA. It is a transcript of the gene PSPN, whose product is annotated as persephin. The record is from RefSeq and is a predicted model, not a curated record. The transcript has 2 exons. Gene Ontology annotation, molecular function: growth factor activity; receptor tyrosine kinase binding; glial cell-derived neurotrophic factor receptor binding. Bases 6399 to 6968 code for a protein of 189 amino acids. NCBI's taxonomy places the organism in Eukaryota, Metazoa, Chordata, Testudines, Cheloniidae.